Messenger RNA from Caenorhabditis bovis, 1338 nucleotides. The record is from the annotation of a GenBank genome assembly. Lineage: Eukaryota; Metazoa; Nematoda; Chromadorea; Rhabditida; Rhabditidae.
AUGUUGCGAAAGAAAGAGAAAUUGAGCGAUUCGAGGACUUUACCAGCGUAUUGGAUACUUUUACAAUAUUUGACGUUUCCAAAGGCUACGACGCUGAACGAGAAGGAGGAGCAGGAAGAAAUACCGGUGGAGAUUGAACGAAUAGUGGGCGAAGUCUCGACGAAAGUUCGAGCAUGGGAUGAGUGGGUUGAGGAGGGAGAAUUAUGGUCGAUAUUGAAGGAAAAGCUGGAGAAUGGAGAGGAUUCUGGAGAAACGGUGAAGGAAGAUAAGCGAGGACGUGGGGUUAAGGUGACAGAUUUUGAACUCGAUGAAGACAAGAUAGUACGAAGGAAGAAGGGGCAACAGAAGGUGGUGCCAAAGGCAAUCAGGAGAAAAUUGUUCCAGGAAUUACAUAGUGGAGAAUUGGGAGGACAUUGGGGAAUAGGAAUGACGUCGAGGUGGCUGGCGGAAAGAGACAUCGUGGACGGAUGCGGGAGCAGAGAUUGUACGGGAACAGUCACCUGGAAUGGUCUCAAAGUGACCCCGCAAUCAAUGCUGGAGGCCGCAAGAGCAUUGGCAGCCAUCCGACACCUGCAGAAACCAUCAGAACUCUUGGUAGCAUCGUUAAUGCAGGAGGAAGAAUCCGACAGAUGGACCCAACGAAAGGAUUGGAGUACAGCGGUCACCAUGUUUGCAAGAUGUCCCCGUAUCAUCGCGGAGGUUUUAGCACCCCGUGCCAUGUUGCAGAGCCGUUACGCGACACAAUUAGCCGAAGUGAAGCUGGAUAUCCGCAAUGAGCUUCACCAGCUCGAAUCGCAAUCCCGAACAGUUAUCGUGCCGAAGGAGUUUGGAAGGAAUGGACCAAGGAAUUGGAGGACGUACCACAAUGGUCGGGAGUUGCAGGCUGAGGCAGCAAGGAGAGCCACGCUGACGAUUAUCAUCCUUCGUCUAGAUACAGAAUUGGUCGAAGCAGUCGAUAAAGUCGUCAACAACACCGCAGGAAAAUUGGUUCUCCUCCCAGCGGGAUUCCCGGAGCUCCAAAAGUUGAGCGAAGUACUCUCGAACAUGGAGGAGUGGAAAGACAGAUUUCAGAAGUGGACGCGGACGGGAGUAAUUACUCUUGGACCCAUGGACAAAACACCGUCCGCCAAUGAGUAUUUAGGCGAACAAAUUAAGCCAAGACUGGGAGCGGGUGGUGAGUAUACGACGGCAGAGAUCGAGGAGGUGGUUGCGACGUAUGUACAGAUGCAACCGGAAGUUGUAUCGCUGAGCAAGGACGUGCAGGAAGCAAUAGCUCGGAUGAAUGGAGGAGCACGACGCGGCGACGGGUCAGAAGCGAAGCGAUCGCGUUGGGCGUGA